Thlaspi arvense is the source of this 1939-nucleotide messenger RNA. NCBI's taxonomy places the organism in Eukaryota, Viridiplantae, Streptophyta, Magnoliopsida, Brassicales, Brassicaceae. The record is from the annotation of a GenBank genome assembly.
AGUGCUUUAAACGUUUUAGGAGUUUUGUUGAUUGAUCAAGAAAGCGUAAUCGAAAAUGGGUUCUUCGUCGAACGGAGGAGUGCCACCUGGUUUUCGGUUUCAUCCGACGGAUGAAGAGCUUCUCCAUUACUACUUGAAGAAGAAAAUCUCUUACCACAAGUUUGAGAUGGAAGUUAUCAGAGAGGUUGACUUAAACAAGCUUGAACCUUGGGAUUUACAAGAGAGAUGCAAAAUAGGGUCAACGCCGCAGAACGAAUGGUAUUUUUUCAGCCACAAGGACAGAAAAUACCCGACCGGGUCAAGGACAAACCGUGCUACUCAUGCAGGGUUUUGGAAGGCGACGGGACGAGACAAGUGCAUAAGGAACUCUUUCAAGAAGAUAGGAAUGAGGAAGACACUUGUGUUCUACAAAGGAAGAGCUCCUCAUGGCCAAAAGACUGAUUGGAUCAUGCAUGAGUACCGUCUCGAAGAUGCUGAUGAUCAUCAAGGCAACCCUAGUGAAGAUGGAUGGGUAGUUUGUAGAGUGUUCAUGAAGAAGAAUCUGUUCAAGGUAGUGAAUGAAGGUGGGUCAAGCAUUAAUUCAACGGACCAAUACAACCAUGAUGCAUCCAACAACGACAACACGCUCCAAGCUCAUAGCUUCAUGCACCGAGAGAGUCCGUACCAGCUCGUACGCAACCACGGAGCCACAACAUUCGAGCUGAACAAGCCUGACCUUGCCCUUCAUCAAUACCCACCAAUCUUCCAAAAGCCACCUUCUCUUGGAUUCGACUACAUUUCAGGGCUUACAAGGGACUGUGAGAGUGCGGCUAGUGAAGGGUUACAAUACCAGCAGCAAGCGUGCGAGCCUGGUUUAGAGGUUGGUACGUGUGAGACAGUGGCUAGUCAUAACCAUCAACAAGGUUUAGGUGAAUGGUCGAUGAUGGAUAGGCUUGUGACGUGUCAUAUGGGAAAUGAAGAUUCGUCAAGAGGGAUUAGGUUUGAGGAUGGUAACAACAAUUCUUCGUCUGCUGUCGAGACAGUUCCUGCGACCAACCAGCUUUCCUUGCGCAGUGAGAUGGAUUUCUGGGGUUAUUCUAAAUAGAUGUUUAUAUGUAUCGUAUGAUUAUAAAAGUGUUGGUGUGUGUGUUCGUGAUUUAAUUACAUGUUGUAAUUUAUUUAAUUUUUAUGAUUCGAAGCAUAUUGCUUCACAUAACCCAAAUAGUUAUAUCCACUGCUGGAAUGAAUAAGAAAAACAUAUCAUUGGAUACGUUUAUUGUAUAUGUAUUUUUAUAUUCUUCUGUUUUGCAAAGCAACUAAUAUCACAAGAAAUUGAGCCGCAGCUAAUAUUACAAGAAAGUAAGGAUAUAAUAUUUUUUAACAGUAAAGAGAAUGUUCUUCACAAUAAAAAUGACUAUAUGUAAGAACUCAAGUCACAUUCAAAAGACUAACAAAGAGUUUGUAGAAAAAAAGAGGUUUUCUUUAUUACAGACCAGAGUCAGAGAAUACAAGAGAUCGGAUUAUAGGGUUGAUCCGUUUAACUGGAAAAUAAUUAAGCGAGAGAUAUUUGUUGUGUUUGCUGUAUGCUUUUUGUGGGUUAAAAAGCGAUCAUCUACACGAAAUGAGGCUCUCUCCCUUUUAUACUUCCAUCGUUUGCUCCUCAUUAAUCACCUGAUCAACUGGGAUCAGACAGAAAAUGGAAAGUUUCAUUUUCAUCUUCCGAUCCGAUCUCUCUUGAUUGAUAAUCUUCAUUAAUGGCUUGAUUGGAUCCGAUCUCCGACGAUAUCUUCCUCAUUAAUUGCGUGUUCCCGCUUCUCGAAGAGAUUAGGGCUUUCUCCUAAACGGGCCGGUUUCAUUCUCCUUAGGCCUGAUUAAGGGGGUUCUAAGCCCGACCCUAACAAUAACCUCUGCCAGUUCGGCGAUCGAACGUAGAGAGCUCGAAGAACUAAUGUUUGGCCCA